Messenger RNA from Danio rerio (zebrafish), 4842 nucleotides. The record is from RefSeq and is a predicted model, not a curated record. NCBI's taxonomy places the organism in Eukaryota, Metazoa, Chordata, Actinopteri, Cypriniformes, Danionidae.
GAGGUCCAGUCUCUGCUGAUUAACUGGAAGGGAGCAGAUCUGUGCACAUACGGUGAGCUGGUUCUGGAGGGAACGUUUCAUGUCCAGCGGGCGAAGAACGAGCGAACGCUGUUUCUGUUCGACAAGAUGCUGCUCAUCACCAAGAAGAGAGGAGAGCACUACGUCUACAAGACACACAUCUCGUGCUCCACUCUGAUGCUGAUAGAAAGCGCCAAAGAUUUGCUUCGCUUCAGUGUGACCCAUUACAAACACCCGAAGCAGCCGCACACGGUUCAGGCCAGGACAGUGGAGGAGAAGAAGCUCUGGGCUCAUCAUAUAAAGAGACUCAUUCUGGAGAAUCACCACGCUGUUAUACCACAGAAAGCCAAAGACGCCAUUCUGGACAUGCAUUCAGCAGGUCCUGUAAAGUAUCGCUACAGUCCAGACAGGCUGAAGAGCACGUCGUCGUGUCAGAGUGAAGAUUUCGCUGCAGACGCUGUGAAGCAGCGCAGACGCUCUGAACCGGCAAAACGAAGUGUCCGGAGCAGUAAAGACACACUUAAGCAUGCAGACAGUGAAGGAGCUCUGCUAGCCGAUAAACAGCAUCUUUCUGCACUUCAUGCUGACAACUCAAACCCAGACCAGGCUGAAAACGGACACGACUCGAGCUCAGGUUCUCUGGAUGAAGUCAAAGCGGUCCGAGAUGAGACUGGAGAGCAGGGGCUGAUGGGAAAUGAAGAGCAGGGGCUGAUGGGAAAUGAGCAGGUAGCAGAUUUUGCCAGUUCCGUAAUGGCCGCUAUCUCCUGCUGGCGCUAUAGAGCCAAGGCUUUGCUUUCUGAUCACGUCACAACGGAUAGAGAAGGUUGUUGGGAGAACUGGUCAAUGAAUAAGAGUGGAAAAACACCUGAAGAAAAGCAUGAAGACAACAGCGAAGAAUCACUGAUUGUCUUCGGACAGGCAACAAGGGAGCACAGUUCAUCAAAGGUCUUCUCUCUUCUCAGUGAGCCAGAGGACACAGACAUGGACCAAUCCGAUAAUUAUGCAGAAAUGUGUGGAACAGUAAUGGCAGGAUGCCACACUGAAGCAGAGAUUGUAGACCUAAGUAAUGGAGGACAAAAAAAUGGAGAUAAUAUGAGGAACAUGGUUGAUUUCUCAUCCAAAGCUAGACUAGAAAUGCAAGAAAAGAAAGUAGAGACUCCAUCAAACGAUGUAAGGAAGAUUGAGGUAGAAGAAAACACUGCAGUAGUUGAUAGCAACUUGUGUUCGUACAUGCUGGACAAGCCAAGAAAUAUCUCAGAACAACAUUCCAAUAGCCUGUCUCGAAAAAGUAGUUUAGGAGUCGAAGAGUUGCUUGACUUGCAUUGUCCAUCUUCUCAAUCCGAAAGUAGAAGAAUCUUUGAGCAUCCUGAAAAUAAUCCUAAAUCCCAAGAGUUUUCACAAUUGACUCAAGAACCCAGCAUUCCUGACAAUCCUUCCAAAACAGACCAAAGUUAUCCAAAAAAGCAAGACACCCUUUCCAAAAAGGACAGAUUGCUUAUACAUAAGAUUAAACACUACUAUGAGCAUGCAGAGCACCUGGACGCCAACUUUGCUAUUAAACGAAGAGAGAGUCUUUCGUACAUCCCUCCUGGUCUAGUCCGAAAUCUUAGCCAACAGCUGAAUGGUUUUGUGGAUGAAGAUUUGCCAUUGCAAAGAAGGGGGUCUUCAAGGCCUACUUUAUGGUCCGUCUUUAAUCUACCUGGGUCGGAUAGUGACAAGAAAGCAAAGGACAACUCUGACUUUGUGGUUCCAACAAGUGGCAAAGAGUCUGAAAGGACUGAGCAAUUCCAGCCGGCCUCAAACAUGGUUAGGGUGUGGCAAGAUAUGGAAGUGGAGAUUAUUGGGCCUUCAGAAGAACGUAGGGGAUUAGAUGACUCCCAAAUAUCUAUACCUGUUCAAGAGAAGAAAGAAGAAACUAGAGAUAGUGGACUCGGGGAACCGUUAAUAAUCUUGGAGGAGUCUGAUGAAAGUUCUACCUCGUCCCCCAUCCCCAAGAUUCCUCAAGAAAAUGAGGAAUACAAGUCUCAAGAGCGCCACAGGGUGAACCACCCUCCCCUGCCAAGAAUGAUCUCUUUACGGGCUGCCAGUGAGGAUGACCUUAUCUUUCAAGAUAUGGAGAAGAUGAAAAAUAAAGUAUUCCAACUGGCCAGGCAAUACAGUCAGCGAAUCAAAAACAGCAGACCGAUGGUAAAGCAGAGAGCCAAGAUCUCGGAGAGCCAUUUUAUGCCUAAGAGUUUGUCAUCGGUCAUAGAGGAGAAACCUCUGGAAAAAGAGAAAGGUAUGCCUGACAGGACACUGUUGCUGACCUUGAAUGACCAGGACAAUAUCACAGACUCUAAGAGUACUAGUUCAUCUUCCAGCCUCUGUUCUCCUGGAAGUCCUCAAUUGCCGUACAUUUGCAGAUUUUACCCCCAGAGACCACAAAGUCCAGUACAAACCGAGACCUUUCACUGGCCUGAUGUCAAGGAGUUGUGCUCCAAAUAUAACAACCAUAGGCAUGAUGGCGUGUCCGCAUCCUCUCGCUUCUUCCCAAUGGGUCGCAGUACUUCUUUCCCAGAAAGAUUUCAGGACAGUGGAUUGGAAAAGUCUGCAGCAUCACGUUCAUUGUCAUGUUCAUCCCAUUUCUGUAAUUUGACAGUACAAAAAACUACAUCCACAGAUUCUACAUGCUCCAACAAGACCCUUGAAGGUAAAGGUUUGCCUUCAUUGUGUAGAGUUAAUGCUGUAGACUUUGGUGUGGGGAUGCCAGACGCAUUUGAGCAACCGGAAGACAUCCCUUCUGCUAAAAACAACCUGAUUUUAGUUGAAAGGGCAACGGGAGGGGAGGAAUAUAAUGAGAAUCAGAGAUCAAGAUUAGAUGCUGUUUCACAGGAUGAAAUGGUGAACAGUAAAGAGCAACACUUUGGUGAGUGGAUAGAUGACGGUCAUCCGUCGUUUUUGUUUGAGCAAGCAGAACACAGUCAGCAUAGUUUGGUUAAAAACCUGCGGGAUAAAUUCCAGAACUUGAGUUCUUACAUGUGAGACUUGCAAUAAUGCAAUGUUUUUACAGUAAACACUCAAUGUAAAGGGCUAGUUCAUCUAAAAUUGAGAAUUCUGUUAUUAAUUACUCAAUGUCAUGUCAUUCCACUCCCAUAAGACAUUUGUUUAUAUUUUGGACGCAAAUUGAGAUACUUUCGAUAAAAUCAGGAGCUCCCUGAUUGUCCAUAGGCUGCAAGGUUCCAGAGAUGUUCAGAAGAAGUCUAGAAAAGGAAACAUUGUCGAAAUAUUCUUUGUGACUUCAACUGUAAUCGUAUGAAGCUCUAAGAAGGAAAGUAAAAAUUACCUUGUUCGUUAACGCUCUCCUCGUCAGGUCCAUGAAUAAAGGACAUAUAACACUUGCGUGUUGCAUUGCUGAUUCUAACGGCGAUACUUUAUUUUCCAGUAAUAAAUACAUGCUCACCUGAUGCGAAAGAAAAGAUAUAAGUGAACUAAAGUUUUUACAGGUUUUUUGGUGCACAAAAGUGUUCUUGGAGCUUCGUAUAAUUACAUAUGAAGUCAAAUAGACAGUUUUGACAAUGUUUUUGGUUCUUUUUCUGGACUUUGAGCUUCUCUGGAGCAAGAGAGAGCUCCAGGAUUUCAUCUAAAAUAUCUUAAUUAGUGUUAUGAAGAUGAACGAAGGUCUCAGGAGUUCGAAACAACAUGAGAGUAUUAAUAUUAAUAGCAGACUUUAAUUUUUUGGGGGAACUAACCCUUACAUUGCAUUUUCUUUUUUGUCUAAAUCAGGCGUUGACCACUGUAUGUGAGAAGCAUUGGACUGCUCAACCUUUAUGUUUUUGGAAGAUAUCAUAACCUCCAAUCGGGAAUUAUCAGCAGAUAUCACACACAUUAAAAGGGACACAUGAGGACCUCAAUAUAUAUUUAUAAACUAUGCAUUUGUAAAUAUAUGUACAUUCAAAUUUCCAUGCAUUAUUUUUGUACAUAUUUCAAUGAGAUGUAAGCAUUUGUUAAAGUAGCUAGCUAUUGUAUUAUUUUUAAAAAGUGCUUAGAUGCAUUGUUUUUCUUUGUUAUUUUGAGGAAGGCCAUGUAAAUCAUUCAGUGCACACCACAAAUGCACCUAAGCUUGCAGUUAGCUUGCAAAAGCACUGCGAUAUUACAUGCGAUCUGCUAGUCAUAGUGCAUGAGUUAUUUCGAUGUCUCUUCACUGUUUGUGUUCAAGCUCUGACCAGAGGAAAGAGGGUAAUCUCAUAAAGACGUCAUUCCGCACUAAUGAGGAAAAAACUGGAAAUUAUAAUCAGAUUAAGCCUGAUGAAUGAUAAACAACGGCGAAGGCUGGUGUAGUUUUCAAUCUGGACUGUUUUUAGCUGUGUGCGGACAAUUAAAAAUGGUUAAAUAGUGUUCAGUUUGACUGGAUGGGGUUGAAAUCAAAAUGCUGCUCUUGUUUGACCAUGCAUUCAGUCCGUUUUACGGUUGCCAGUUACUGGUUGUUGAAAGGUCAGAUUUGAUUCCACUCAUCCCAGAAUUAAAAUUAGAAUAUUCUCCAAAUUUAACACUGAGGUCAUUGAAACUAAUGGACAAAAAGGCAUUUGAGCACCAUAUUAAUGCACAGUCACAGAACGUGUCUUCCGCACUGCGUUUGGGUAAAUAAUGGGAGAUAUUAUAAGCUAGCUUUGUUUUUGGUUGGUAUUAUUGGGAUGUAUUUCCGGGCAUAAUGUCACUGUUAUCUUGCAUAUUUAUUUAUUUCAGCUGGUGUAAAUAUUACGCACAAUGCCUUUGCGAUUUGUUUGUACAAAUGUUUAUUUCCUAUUUUUCUGUUGUACUACAUUAAAAGAAGCUUUGGCACUAUAA